AUGGCGACUCUCACCAACGCCGGCGAUGGCCCUCUUCAGGUCCCUGGGUUUGGCUCAAUUCCCCUGACUUUUGAACUUCCCCCGGAGGCCCGGUUUGCCCAUGGGUUGGGGGAAUAUCGCCAUUCACCUAGGUUGACCAAGCGCGAGAUGGCUAUGCUCCGACUCAUGCAACAUAUCACGGAGCAGCUUGGGUGGGAUCGUACGGUACUGGAUUCGGAUGAGACCAAGCUUGCGCAGUGGUACCAGGAUGCUGUGGAAGGAACUGAAGGGUAUCUUAUCAGUACCGCUGCAUGGAAUUGGUGCCUCGCAGAGCUGCGUGAUAAAGCGGAGGCAUGGCAGGUAACGGGCCGUCUGUUGGUCUUUGAUAGCUCCUCAGCCGUUUGUCAAGCUGAUCUGCCAAUGAAACUGUCACUGGAAGAGAUCCAAAAGGAGGUAGCCCAACUGGGGCCACAGCAAGCCCACGGCUAUCCGCUUGUUGAUCCCUCUCUAUAUCCCCUGGUUUACGACCGGUCCCAUGUAUUAGUGCACGGCGGACAUGGCUCUCUGGAUAAUUUAUGGGGAAUAGCUAGAGAAGUCACCAAAGAACUGCCGGUAUAUCCGGUCGACCAAGCGGAAAGGUGGCCGGGGGCUGAUGCGUACUGGAUGCCUGGAAAGAUGGGAACGGAGAACUGCUGGUCGAAUCGCUUCCAAUGGCUUCCCUGCGAAGUGCAGUUCAGCUCAAUGAGUUCUCAGACGCCCAAUGACGGCCCCGAUGUUCGGAUUACCUCCUAUGUAAACAAUCUACAUCCAGACCACCAUACAAGACUGUACAAACACCUUGAACAUGUAAUCGCAGCUUCAGUUCCUUCUUGGAACGAGAUUCUGUUCUACGGCAACACCCGUGGCCGCCACCCGCCACGGAUUCUGACAUAUGGUUGCCAGAUCCACAACUACAUGGAAGAGCACAAGUUAUUCAAAGACCUGUUAUGGGCAUCCACCUGGGCUGACUUGUUUGAUACUUACGAAGAGUGGCAGGAGCUGUGUGCCGCUGCUCGCGAGUACAGCAUAGGCCCCGAGCCACCUAAAUGGAAGCAGGCGGAUUUUGGCUGGCCCACCAAGCUACUAGAAGAUAUGACACCAGAGCAGUGGGACAAUCCGGAACAUGUUCGAUGUCUCCUCGAGUCUAAGCGGAGGCGGAAGGCCUGGUUCGACCAUCCCGAGCCGGGCGUCUCAUUUUCGUAUGAGCAAUGGAAACAGGGUCAAUUUACAGGGCGUGCGAUACGCCCGCAGCGUUAUGGAAAAUUCCCGGAUCCCCUGAAUCAUGAUCAUACCGCGGUACGACUGGAGCACACCUUUAAGGAGGACGGCCUCCAGGUGGUGGUGGAGAUCAAUCGCAUCGAAUUAACACCGGAGGAUCCCGAGUAUCCCGGAGAUACUCAUUUCCACACAGAGGGGCUGCGAAAUGACCACAUUGUGGCCACCAGUCUUUACGCGGCGGAAGCCAACAAUGUAACUCAGGCCCGUGUGGCGUUCGAGCAUGAGGAUAAAGUCCACGCGAGCGAGCUCAACUGCGAAGAGGUCCCGGCAGCGCUAUCGACUGUCCUAGAUGUGGACUCCUGGGAAACACAUGAGCAGCCGCCUCCGCGGGCACUACAUACCUUUGGGUCAGUGCCGAUUACAGAGGGGCGUCUUCUGAGCUGGCCUAAUACUUAUCGGUCGAAGCAAGAGUCAUUUCGCUUAAGGGAUCCUAGUCAGCCCGGAAAUAUGACCCUUAUCAAGCUUCGUCUAGUGGAUCCGCACUAUCGUGUAUGUUCCACGCGCAAUGUACCUCCGCAGCAACAUGACUGGUGGGCUCCUGCAGCGCGGCAGGCAGCGGAUCUGGAUAACCGCUUGCCCCCAGAAUUGGUACUUUCUGUUAUGAAGCAGGUAGACUGGUGGCCUAUGUCUACAGUUGAAGCACAGCAUCUGCGUGAAGAGUUGCAUGGCGAUCAUGAGCGCGCGCGAACGGCCAUUGAUGAGUGUGUGGGGCACCAUUUUCUAAUAUUUCCUCCUUACAAUCCAUGGAGGGCCAGGCAGCUGGCAGAAGAACAUGAUGUUGUGUACGAGUCUCCUUAA
Messenger RNA from Penicillium concentricum, 2094 nucleotides. RefSeq names its product DUF4246 domain-containing protein. The record is from RefSeq and is a predicted model, not a curated record. Lineage: Eukaryota; Fungi; Ascomycota; Eurotiomycetes; Eurotiales; Aspergillaceae. The transcript has a single exon. The coding region runs from base 1 to 2094 and encodes 697 amino acids.